CUCGCGCACUACGCGCAGCGCGUUCCAUUCGAUCGCUCGCGCUACGCUGCUAUUUCAUUCGUUGAGGACUCGUCACCCAGCCCCAGAAAAACAGAGCAAAUCCUUCGGCAAGAAAAUGGAUAUCAGUGGAGUUAAAGUUCUGGAGUCAGCCGAGGACAUCCAGGAGCGCCGUCAGCAGGUUCUUGACCGGUACCAUCGCUUCAAGGAGCUGUCCGUUGUGCGCAGACAGAAACUCGAGGACUCUUACCGGUUCCAGUUCUUCCGUCGAGAUGCAGAUGAGCUUGAGAAAUGGAUCCAAGAGAAGCUACAGAUCGCCUCUGAUGAGAACUACAAGGACCCCAGUAACCUACAGGGAAAGCUCCAGAAACAUCAAGCCUUUGAGGCAGAGGUGCAGGCUAACGCUGGGGCCAUCAUUAAACUGGACGAGACCGGCAAUCUCAUGACAUCUGAGAGCCACUUUGCAUCUGAAACCAUUCGAACCCGUCUAGAGGAACUUCACCGUCUGUGGGACCUGCUGCUGCAGAAGACUAAAGAGAAGGGAGUGCGUCUCCUGCAGGCUCAGAAAUUGGUGCAGUACCUCCGUGAGUGA
This is a messenger RNA of Sinocyclocheilus rhinocerous, 589 nucleotides long. RefSeq names its product spectrin alpha chain, non-erythrocytic 1-like. Bases 116 to 589 code for a protein of 157 amino acids. NCBI's taxonomy places the organism in Eukaryota, Metazoa, Chordata, Actinopteri, Cypriniformes, Cyprinidae. The transcript is spliced from 4 exons. The record is from RefSeq and is a predicted model, not a curated record. Gene Ontology annotation, molecular function: protein binding.